AUGUCUUUACCAUGGUUACCUUAUUUUCAUCCUCUUCUCCUUCUCGCCGCACUUGUCUUUACUCUUUCAUCGUCAUUUCUGCUACUACUAUCUCACCUGAAACCAGCUACGGAUGGCCGAAAACAACCUCCAGGUCCACCGGCCUGGCCGGUGAUCGGCAACCUCCACCUGCUGGGCACCCUCCCCCACCGAUCCCUUCAAUCUCUUGCCAAACGAUACGGUCCCGUCAUGUCCUUACGACUAGGACAGGUCCCUGCUGUUGUGAUCUCAUCCCCUGAAGCCGCCGAGCUUGUCCUCAAGACGCACGAUGUCGUUUUCUCGAGCCGUCCGAGAACUCGGGCUUCUGAGUCCCUGUCCUAUGGCUCCAAGGGAAUGGCUUUCAGAGAAUAUGGUCCCUACUGGCGCAGCGUGAGGAAGCUCUGCACUCUGCAGCUUCUGAGCGCGUCCAAAGUGGAGAUGUUUGGUCCCAUAAGAAGGGAGGAGCUAAGAGACGCGGUGGAGUCGAUAAAAAAAUCGGCGGCGGCGCGUGAGGUGGUGGAUGUGAGUGAGAAGGUGGGGGAGGUUAUAGAGGGCAUGAUCUACAGAAUGAUAUUGGGGCGCAAGAGAGACGAUAGGUUUGAUGUUAAGGGAAUCGUCCAAGAGACGCUCAGCUUGGCGGGAGCUUUCAAUAUUGCAGAUUUCUUGCCUUUCUUGGGCCCUUUUGAUAUUCAGGGUCUUACAAGACGCUUAGAGAAGAAUGGGAAGGAAAUUGAUGAGAUGUUAGAAACGAUCAUUAAGGAGCACGAAGAGGAACAAGCAUUGCAGAUCAGGGAACACAAGGACUUCGUUGACAUAUUACUCUCUUACCUAGACUCUCAUGACGAUGACCAAAACCCUGUCAAAGAUCGAAGCAAUAUGAAGGCCAUACUUUUGGACUUGAUCUCUGGUGCAAUCGACACUUCCAUCACUGUCAGUUUGUGGGUUUUCUCAGAACUCUUGAAGAAUCCAAGGGUAAUGAAAAAACUCCAAUGUGAACUGGAAAACGUUGUCGGAAAAACAAAAUUGGUCGAGGAGGUUGAUUUGCAGAGGUUGACUUACUUGGACAUGGUGAUCAAAGAGACUUUUAGACUGCAUCCUGUUGUGCCAUUACUGCUCCCUCGCGUCACCAUGGAGGAUAUAACAAUCAAUGGAUAUUAUAUAAGGAAGAAUUCACGAGUCAUUGUGAAUGUUUGGGCUAUAGGACGUGAUCCAAAAAUAUGGUCGGAUGACGUUGAAGCGUUUUAUCCAGAGAGGUUCAUGAAUAGCAAUGUUGAUCUUCGAGGACAGGACUUCCAACUCACACCAUUUGGUUCAGGUCGAAGAGGAUGUCCUGGUAUGCAUUUGGGUUUAAUUGCCGUGAAAUUUGUGAUAGCACAAUUGGUACAUUGCUUUAACUGGGAACUUCCACAGAGCAUUUCUCCUGAUGAGUUGGAUAUGACUGAGAAAUUUGGCCUAUUAAUUACAAGAGCUAAUCACUUGCUAGCUCUCCCGUCUUACUGCCUAGCAGUUAAUUAG
Messenger RNA from Prosopis cineraria, 1533 nucleotides. RefSeq names its product cytochrome P450 CYP736A12-like. The record is from RefSeq and is a predicted model, not a curated record. Lineage: Eukaryota; Viridiplantae; Streptophyta; Magnoliopsida; Fabales; Fabaceae. The transcript has 2 exons. The coding region runs from base 1 to 1533 and encodes 510 amino acids. Gene Ontology annotation, molecular function: iron ion binding; monooxygenase activity; oxidoreductase activity, acting on paired donors, with incorporation or reduction of molecular oxygen.